Haliotis rufescens (red abalone) is the source of this 963-nucleotide messenger RNA. RefSeq lists its product as uncharacterized. The transcript has 6 exons. The record is from RefSeq and is a predicted model, not a curated record. Lineage: Eukaryota; Metazoa; Mollusca; Gastropoda; Lepetellida; Haliotidae. The coding region runs from base 119 to 775 and encodes 218 amino acids.
GCAUAAAGUGAAUGAUUAUUUAUUAGAAGAAAUGCGGCACAUGUAUAAGUACACCAUCAUAUGACAUGGCCAGUUGCUAUAUAAUAGUUUCAUAAUUUUCUGGUCACAUCACUCACAGAUGUCGGACCGCAGGAUGAUACCACAAGCGGCUGUAGCAUGCAUCAUAGGCAUUGUGCUCGUCUCGCCGUGUUUGUCUGAGACUUGCGUGAAGAUCAGUUCUUGUUCUUGCCAGACUUCUCAAGGAAAAUUUGACCUUUCACCUCUCGCCUACGGAGACGGAACACCCAAGUUCCGAGACGCGCCAGGUCCAGCUGGUGCCUGGUUUUACUCCUACAACCCUUGUGUUGGCUUCUCAGAGGGGUCUGGCCCGUGUGAACUCGUUGCGGUGUGUCAGACUGACAAAUCGACGAUGUCCUUCAGCCUAGGAGCUGCGAACUCGACAGUAUUCAAGAACUCCGCCAACGUAUGGCAGGUGGUGUAUACAUCACUUGGCAGUACUGUGAGAACAUCUACGGUAACACUUGUUUGUGACCCGAAUGAACCGGGAAACUUCACGGCACAAGGAGAGAAUCCCCAGGGCAGCGCGAAUUAUUAUUUCACACUGACGUCAAGCAACGCUUGUUUCAUACCCAACCCCACAACACCCCUUAUACCCACGUCUACAACUAUGAAACCGCAAUCGACGACGUCAGCCGCGCCCGGGUCACUGCCUCAUUUCCUCUACAUGUUGUCCGUAUACAUCGUGGGUGUAUCAUUGCGUAGCUGUGACCACUGAUCAAAAACUAAUGUAUUCUACGAGGAAGUCGAAUGAAGUGUCUCCUGGCAUGUCAAGGACCACGGAACAGACCCAUGUGGAAUAGUUCAAAUUUCUGAUAAUCUCAUUAAAAUCAGAACUUAGUUCUCGCUACCGCCAAACAAAGAUCUGAGGACAUCCCAUUAGGGCACACGUCAGAACGACCUUUC